AGUCUUCUCAAGAUUGAGGAGAGUCUGAAGUUCAGCCACAGCACCGACGUGUAUAACGGCCAAGAUGUUGUUUACAGUGUUGUCGUUAUUAUUCUUCAACCUUCAUAGUGUUCAGAUGAAUGAGUUUUUGACUCUUUCCUCUGACAUUCUGGACAAGUACAUUCAAGGGAAUGAAAUUAUACAGAAAGUAUCGGAAGAUUUGAAAGAAGACAAGGUAGCAGUUAACAAAGAUUUUGAUGAUCAGGCCUUACUUUUAUCGAUAGAAACGAAGAACGAUGUUGAAACAAACUACACCUUAACUCCUUCUCCUGAUAUCCUGAACGACACCGAUUUAGGCAAUUUGAUUAUAAGCAAAGUUUUGACAGACUCCAAGCUACUUGAUGAAGCUAUUGAGAAAGCUCUUAAAGGCUUGAAGGAAAGAGUUUCAUAUAUCAAAAAACCAGCAAUGAGAAAAGCAGGUAGAAAGUCUUCUCUCUCACAAUGUUCAGCCAUGACAACCUACCAUAACCGAAUGUUAGGAGAUAGCAGAGUGUCAAAGAUGGUUGAAAAAGCCAGUGUAUUUGAAGAAACGACAAAGGUUUUGGCUAGAAAGUUAGGGUUAAAGAGCGAAGAAGUUUCUGCUUUAGCCGAUGUCAGUUUAAAAUCAAGCAAGUUGGGAAGCAUGUUCAGUGAAGAUGAAGAGCCAAAAACGUGUAGUUGUGCACAAAAAUACCGGGAAUUUGACGGAACGUGUAACCGUUUACAAUCUCCUAAAGACGGUUCUGCUUUCACCUGUUUGACAAGACUUCUUCCAGCAAAGUACGCUGACGGUAUUUCUGAACCAAGAAAAGCGAAAUCUGGAAGAGACUUACCCAAUCCUCGUCUAGUAUCAACUACAAUCCAUACCGAUCAGAACAGAGAAGCAUUUUUCACACAUUUUCUGAUGGUGUGGGGACAGAUCAUGGAUCAUGACAGUGCCCUCGCACCAUUUAACAGCGCCCAAGAAGAGGACGUGAUACUUGGAGGUAAAUCUCAAUUUUCUUUGUACAAUAAUUUUAAUUCUUUCUUUCCGUCAGAUAAACUAGUAGAAUUAUCUCAGCGGGAAUAA
This is a messenger RNA of Limulus polyphemus (Atlantic horseshoe crab), 1087 nucleotides long. RefSeq names its product thyroid peroxidase-like. Gene Ontology annotation, biological process: response to oxidative stress. Bases 65 to 1087 code for a protein of 340 amino acids. The record is from RefSeq and is a predicted model, not a curated record. The transcript is spliced from 5 exons. Gene Ontology annotation, molecular function: heme binding; peroxidase activity. NCBI's taxonomy places the organism in Eukaryota, Metazoa, Arthropoda, Merostomata, Xiphosura, Limulidae.